This is a messenger RNA of Raphanus sativus (radish), 4919 nucleotides long. Its product is annotated as protein SMAX1-LIKE 4-like. NCBI's taxonomy places the organism in Eukaryota, Viridiplantae, Streptophyta, Magnoliopsida, Brassicales, Brassicaceae. Bases 216 to 3212 code for a protein of 998 amino acids. The record is from RefSeq and is a predicted model, not a curated record. The transcript has 5 exons.
AGCGAAAGGAGGGUAUAAUUUAUUAAAGAAAAAACAACAUCAAAAGUAUGAAACCAACCAACAAUAUAAAACCAUAACUUGCUCCCUCCCCUCCUCAUCUAUUCGAUACUUCUUUCAUACUAAACCAUAUCCUUAUCACACUAAGUUUGCUUCUCUUCCUUUACGUUAAAAAAAAACUUCAACGUCUCAAUUUUUUUUUUGGGGGUGGUUUUGUGAUGCCUACAGGGGCUUAUACCGUGCACCAGACGCUAACACCAGAGGCUGCUUCAGUUUUGAAGCAAUCUCUAACCUUAGCAAGAAGAAGAGGCCAUUCUCAGGUCACUCCUCUUCACGUCGCUUCCACACUUUUAACUUCCACAAGAUCAAAUCUUUUUCGAAGGGCAUGUCUCAAAUCUCAUCCUCUCACAUCCCUUGGUCGUCACAUAGCACACCCUUCUCUCCAUUGCCGAGCUCUCGAGCUCUGUUUCAACGUUGCCCUCAACAGGCUUCCCACCAAUGGAAACCCUCUGUUUCAGACUCAGCCGUCUCUCUCCAACGCCUUGGUCGCAGCACUGAAGAGAGCACAGGCUCAUCAGAGGAGAGGGUGUGUGGAGCAGCAGCAGCAGCAGCAGAGCCAGCAAAACCAACCGUUCUUGGCGGUUAAAGUCGAGCUGGACCAGCUCGUUGUGUCGAUUCUUGAUGAUCCUAGUGUGAGCAGAGUGAUGAGAGAAGCUGGACUCUCUAGCGUGUCCGUGAAGAGUAACAUUGAAGAUGAUUCCUCUGUUGUUUCCCCUGUUUUCUACGGCUCUCCUUCCUCUGUUGGUGUAUUCUCUUCACCUUGCUCACCUACUUCUAGUGAUAACAAUCAAGGAGGAGGGACUUUAAGCCCUAACCCUAGUAAGUUCUUGAACUCUCAUCAUCACUCCUUUGAGCAGAACCUAUUUUUUCAUUUCCCUAAAGGAAAGAUCUCUACUCAAGAUCAAGCUAGAGAAGACGCAAACCCUGUCAUUGAAGUGCUUCUAGGGAAGAAGAACAGAAACAACAGGAACACAGUCAUAGUUGGAGACUCUGUGUCUCUAACAGAAGGAGUGGUUUCAAAACUCAUGGGGAGAGUUGAGAGAGGAGAAGUUCCAGAUGAUUUAAAGCAAACCCAUUUCAUCAAGUUUCAGUUUUCUCAAGUUGGGUUGAAUUAUAUGAAGAAAGAGGACAUAGAUGGACAAGUUAGAGAGCUGAAGAGGAAGAUUGAUUCUUUCACAUCUUGGGGCUGUAAAGGUGUGAUUGUAUGUCUUGGAGAUUUGCAUUGGGCAGUGUGGAGCGGUCCUAAGAGUGCAUCUUCAUCGCAUUACAGCGCAGCUGAUCAUCUAGUGGAGGAGAUAGGGAGGUUGGUUUUUGAUUAUAGCAACUCAGGAGCUAAAGUUUGGCUCUUGGGGACAGCUUCUUACCAAACAUACAUGAGAUGUCAAAUGAAGCAACCCCCACUUGAUGUUCAAUGGGCUCUUCAAGCUGUUUCAGUUCCUUUAGGAGGACUUUCACUAGCCCUCCAUGCUGCAAGUGGUGAGAGUUAUGAGAUGGCUCCUCAAGUGAUGGAGAUGAAGCCUUUUAGAGUUAAGGAAGAAGAAGAAGAGGAAGAAGAUAAACUCAAUUUUUGUGGAGAAUGUGCUUUUAACUAUGAGAAAGAAGCGAAAGCUUUUAUUUCAGCUCAACACAAAAUCUUACCUCCGUGGCUGCAACCUCACGGUGAUGCCAACAACAUUAACAAAAAGUUUCAGGAUGAAUUGAGUGGACUGAAGAAGAAAUGGAACCGGUUCUGUCAAGCUAUUCACCACAAGAAACAGAGCAGCUCUGUUUUAGAGGAGUCCACAGCCACCAUUUCCUUUGUGGACUCGCGUGCAUCUAGUUCUGUGGCUAAGUUCAGACGACAGAACUCGUGUACUAUCGAGUUUAGUUUCGGGAGUAAUCAUCAAGAAUGUCUAAAGAAGAACCUAACCGAUAAACUGAUGAGUUUAGAUGGGUUCAAGAUUAGCAAUGAUGAAGGUGUGGAAACCAAGAUUACUCUUGCACUCGGUCAUUCUCCAUUUCCAUCUGAUUUAGAGAACUCUGAUGAAGAAGAAGAAGAAGAAGAACCAGAGAGAGAUAUUACAAUGAGACAAUUAUCAGAGAAGCUUCACGAGAACAUUCCAUGGCAAAGUCAAGUUCUUCCUUCAGUCGUUGAAGCAAUGGAAGAAUCUUUAAAGAGGAGAGAUGUUUGGAUGCUGGUUUCGGGGAACGACGUGACUGCGAAAAGAAGAUUGGCUCUUACGAUCACAACUUCUCUUUUCGGGUCAGUCGAUAACAUGCUCAAGAUUAAUCUGAGAACAUCCAAGGCAAGUGAAGCUUGCGAGGAGCUGGAGAAGGCGUUGAAGGACCGAGAAGAGGUUCUUGUUUUGAUAGAGAAUGUUGAUUUAGCUGAUGAUCGGUUCAGUAAACUCCUCGUUGAUCGAUUCGAGGCUGGAGAUUUGGAUGUUUCUCAAGGGAAGAGGAGUCAAAUGAUCUUUCUUUUGACGAGAGAAGAUGAUGAAUGUGUUGAGAACGAACAUGUUGUCAUACCGAUGAUGUUGAAGUGUAAGAAAUCAAGCUCUAGUUUGGUUAGCCACAAGAGGAAACCAGAAUCUGCAGCUACUAUGAUUAAGAGGAAGAAUCCGAAAAUCCAAGAGGAUGAUGUGGCUUGCGAAACAAGCAACAUCAAGAAUGAGUUCUCAAGGCAGCUGAGCUUGGGAUCAAAUGCUCUAGACCUCAACUUAAGAGUUAAUGCCGAAGAAGAAGAAGAAGCUAAACCGGUCACUCAAAUCUCAAGCGGGUUUCAAGAACGUCUUCUCGAUUCAAUCAAGAACCAGUUUGAUUUCACAGUUUUGUCAAAUGAAGAUAUAACUGAACUUUUCACGGUUAAGAUCAAAGACUCGUGCAAGGAGAUCCUUGGGAAACAGGAAGAGAGAUUCAGGUUCACCGUCGAUGCGGAUUUGAUCGAGAAGUUAUACAAAGGGUGUGGGUUUUGUGCCAACAGUUUGUUCGAAGAGUGGGUGAAAGAGGUUUUUCAAACGAGCUUAGAAACGGUUAAUAACGGCGGGAAAGAGGGCAUAAGUGUAAUUAACCUAUGUUUGGAAGGUAUAGAUAUGAUUGACCAAAGGGAGGUAUACGAGGAAGGAUUCAAGGGCACUUGUCUACCCAGUAGAAUCCAAGUUUUCUUUAAUGGUUAGAUUUGGUUUUAAUUCCUGUUUUUAAUUUCUAUUCAUAACCAUAUGUACUAGAUACUAGAAAAUAUUACAUUCAAGGUCACUUUCUCAAAAUAAAUAACAUUCUAAGUCACAUUACGCUACUCAGACACUUUCUCACACUUUUUCUUGUUCUUUACACAGCUGUCCACAUAUAAAAUCUCCUUAUUAUCCUUCUUCUUUCUAUCAUAUACCUAAAAAAUAUAAUUUGACUUAAGCUUCGUCUUCAUCAUUCGAUUUCCAGAUUUAUUUUUUUCUUUGGUUUGGAUCUUCACCGUAUAAUUGAAGAAAACUUGUACUUGAUCUUUGUUUAAGCAAAAAAAAUUUGAAAAGACAGUUUUUUUCUGAGAAGCCGGUGGCAAGAACUUCAAGCGGUCCGGAGAAGAUUCAAAGCUUCAGAACUUGAAGCUGAUUUCCUUUUGAAAUAAUAAUACUCUGCGGACAUGAACUCGGCUGCAAGUAGAUAUGCCGAUGAAGAAUCUAUGAUAAGUAGAAGAGAUAAUAACUGGUUUGGCUGUUGCAUUAAACAAAAAAUUGGUUUGGCUAACGCUAGUAAUUCUCGAUCUCAAGAACAGAUGCUUCACUUCUGGUGUUUGCGGCUAACGGCUUCGGUGUGGACGGUGUCGUUGGUGGUGGUGCACGGCUCCGGUUCAGUUUCAUUGACUGAUAUUUAACACAACACUCCGGUGGUGCAAGCACAUCUCUUCUAUCGGUGUUAUGAGACUAGCUUAGAAGUUUCAUGGAAUUGGAAUCUUCCUAAAGUCAAAGAAGAAGGCAAGAAAUCUAAGUUUAGCUUAGGAACGGCUUAUCCUAAACUCGGUUCCCACAUAUUGGAAGACACUAAAAUCCCUACCAAGAGCAAUGAGUUAGUAAUUGAGCUUCUUUUGUGGUGUGAGCCUGCAUUUUGACAGGUUUCAUCGAGGAUUUAAAGGUGUGAUCUUUUUUUCUUUGUUUGACUCACCUUGUACUUUUUUCUUAUGUUUUUUUCACACUUACAGCAGAGAAAAUGCAGUUACAGCGAAGAAAAGGUCAAAUUCAACUUGUUUUGGAUUUCUCUCAAAUUAUUUAUGUAUUAUAAUUUUUGACUUUUCCAGGUUAUCAUUCAGAUUAACUUUGGUUAAGAAUAUUGUGUAUCAACAGUUUUAUAUUUCUGUAUUACAUGACUUUCUCCCAUUUUCAGUUUUCAAUUUAUGUACAUCACAAGUAUCCACAUGUACGCAUUCUUUGUAUCCACAUGGCUAGCUUACUUUUUUGCAUGUUAGUAAGUUCAGUGUUAUUGUCUGAAGUGUUGUACGUGUGACCUCUUUGGGCAGGUCUUGCUGCUGAUUUAUAUUGCAGUGCCUAAAAAGAGUAAUGAUAUUCAUAUGAGUGUUUGAAGAUGUUAAUUGCUUGGAAAUGGAAUGUCUUUCAAGACUCGGACACCAUCACCCUCUGGUCUGCUAUCUAUUUGUCCGCUCAUGGGCUGUCUACUUCUCUACAGUCUGAGCUUUCAGCUUCACCACCAACUCUGAUAUAAUUUAGUUUCAGCUCUGUUUUUAAUGUUAAUCUGAUAUUAAGUGUAGUUUUCAAGUGGAUAUGUCUAAUCAUAUCUGUUAUUUGAUUUAUUAGUAUGUGAUUCUAGUGAACAGCUUUAGAGAUUUCAGUGGGUUAUUACUUCUAUGGUGUUAAUUAUAUUACUCAUGUUUCGAAAUU